Messenger RNA from Gallus gallus (chicken), 1562 nucleotides. RefSeq names its product AN1-type zinc finger protein 5-like. Lineage: Eukaryota; Metazoa; Chordata; Aves; Galliformes; Phasianidae. The transcript is spliced from 7 exons. The record is from RefSeq and is a predicted model, not a curated record. Gene Ontology annotation, molecular function: DNA binding; zinc ion binding. Bases 333 to 956 code for a protein of 207 amino acids.
AUGUUUCCCGGCCGCUCGCCCUGCCCGCCGCCCGCCUGAGCCUCCCGGCGGCCGCCCCCGGCCCGGCCCGGCCCGGCCCGGCCCGGCGGCCGCCCGUCUGCUCCGGUGAGUGCGGCCUGCUCCGCCCCAGCCCGCGGCCUCCGUGUGGGGUCUCAGCCCAGCGUCGGCCUGCCAACACACGGGCAGCUCGGAGCAGCUGUGGCCUACGGGCGGGGAGAGACUCGGCGGUGGGGCUGCUUCCUCGGGCUGCCCUGAGCACACAACACACGGCUCGCUGAGCAGAGCGGCGGACGGAAGGCUCCGUUGGUGUUUGGCACCUUGGAGGAGGAAGGAUGGCUCAGGAGACGAACCAAACCCAGGUGCCUCUGCUGUGUACCACUGGCUGCGGGUUCUAUGGCAGCCCACGCACCAACGGGAUGUGCUCCGUUUGCUAUAAGGAAUUUCUACAGAGGCAGCAGAGCAGUGACCGGAUAAGCCCUCCAGCAGCCAGCAGUCCCAGCAGCAGCCCUGUGGCAUCAGACUCCAUCGCUGGGCAGCGAGCAGAGGAGGACUCCACAGCGGAGGAUGCGAAAGCCAGUGCUCAGACUCCUGUGACCCACCAGAUGACAGCCAUGAGCAUAUCCAGAGAAGAAGGCAGCAGUGAGGCAGAAGGGCUCGCCAAGACAGAAGAGGCCACCCCAGCAUCUUCCUCAUCAGGUACUCUCCUUGAAACAUCACAGAGUGCAGCUGAGGAUAAAACAUCUCCGGAGAAACCGAAACAGAAGAAGAAUCGCUGCUUCACGUGCCGGAAGAAGAUAGGGCUGACUGGCUUCGACUGUCGCUGUGGGAAUCUGUUCUGUGCCAUUCACCGAUACUCAGACAUGCACGCCUGCCCCUACGACUACAAGGCAGAAGCUGCUGAGAAGAUCCGGAAGGAGAACCCCGUCGUUAUAGCUGAGAAGAUCCAGAAGCUGUGAACGGGGCUGAGCAGCUCGAACUCCAGCCUGGUAGCCUGGUGCUCCUCCCUGUCCUCCCAGCCUUCCCCCCUCCUCCCAGCCCCGUCAGUGGAUAUGGGGAUCCAGCAGCACAUGCAAACCAGCACCCGGACCGGGAUACUCCUUGCACCUCCUUGACAGAAGCAUGGUGUCCCUCCUCUCCCUGCAGUCCUUCAGGGCUCAGCAGAUCCAUUUCUGUCCAGCUUUCACGAGGACACGGGCCCGACCGCCUCACCCGCUGCAGCACUGAGACCACUGCAUUUCUCUUCCCCCGCCAGCCCACCCCUUCGUCCCACGGCUCCAGGUCCUGCAGACUGCCUGGGACUCAUGGCUGGAGCUCCUGAGCUGCCUCCAGACUCCCCUCCCUCCACCCCAUCCCCUCCUCCCGAUGGCUGCAGAGCGGGGAGCUGAGGAGCCCCGGCCCCAUUCCCCGAGAGGUGUUUGGUCUCAGAUGCAGCAAAGAGGAUUCUGUAGUUUUAAUGCUCCCGACCCCACUCCCCUUUUCCCUUUGAGAAGCUGUUGUUGAAGCAACUGCAUCGUUAAGCUGCAGAGUAUGGCACAGUAAAGUUAUUUUGUGGCUUGCCGUGA